This is a messenger RNA of Penicillium daleae, 1746 nucleotides long. RefSeq lists its product as uncharacterized. The coding region runs from base 1 to 1746 and encodes 581 amino acids. Lineage: Eukaryota; Fungi; Ascomycota; Eurotiomycetes; Eurotiales; Aspergillaceae. The transcript has 2 exons. The record is from RefSeq and is a predicted model, not a curated record.
AUGCCGAAGAAAAGAAAUAAGAAGGCCCAAAAGGCCAACAAGAGCGCACGCGAUAUCCAAACACCUGUUUCCGACAGAGAGAAUAACGUUGAUUCUGAAAGGGCCAUACCGAAGCAGAGAACGGAUCCCGAAGCAGAAUCUAGUCGAAAUAAAAUAGGCAAAAAAGCCGAUGUAAGGACUAGGUUUGCUAGGAGCCCAACUCGAGAAGGAGACUUUGCACCAAAUGCAAGCGACUACGAUUCAGAUGACCGAACAGAUCUGGAAUCGAAUGAUGCUUCCGAUCAAGACAGACCAACUGAGCAGCAGCCAGAUCCUCUGAGCUCUUGGGUGAAGGAUGUCAUUCGACGCGAAACAUCGAAAGAGUCAGAGAGAAUGGUGGAGGAAUUUUUCACGGCCCAAGAGCCUGCCUACGAAAACUGCGAAGCGUUCUUCCACAGGCUCAAUCAACUUAUCCGAGGUGCCAAUGAGCGGAAUGAUGUCACAGAUAUUGAUGUUGGUACUAUUCCCGCGACUGGUUAUAAUGGCCUAUGCCAGACUUGGCAGCAAGCAGCAAACAAAGCGGUCGCAGAUCAUUCCUCGGAUGAAUUUUGGUCUGCCUUCAAUCAGACUCGCGAUCUUCUAAAGCUUUUCAACAAAAGGCAUCAUCUUCCACGAACCUGGAAUAUUAGCCAGGAAUGGGCAGAGCAAAUGAUUGGGGUAUCGAAUCCCAGAGCUGAAAAUGAUUCUGAGUCUACUAGCGACGAUGGUCAAUCCGCUCUGACCGAUCAGCCCGCAACGAGCGAAAGACUCAGUGUCGGCUCCGAUAUUGAUUCCGAUGACAACGAUCAGACCGGGCUUGAUGCCUUGGAAGCGAGAACUAUGAAGCAGCAACGCCGACUAACAUCUGCCAAAGUCUUAUACUGGUGGCCAAAAGGUACCGGUUCUCAAAUUUUUGUGCGAUAUGGAGACCGGACGACCCCGAUUUAUCGUAUUCGGGCGGGGUCUCACGAGAGCUACAGUCCUCACACAGUCGAACGUGUCCUGACUACAAAAACACGUGGCAACGUCAAAAUAACCGGGACUAAAAACGGUCUCCCAGAGGAAUUCUGGAAAUACAAACGCAAAGAUGUGGAGAACAUCCUUGGAGUUGGUUGGAAGAUCGAAGAUGAUGAUGAAGAGGGCCUCAAUCCUCUCAAUCUACUGCAGCCUGCAAAGGGCGCAUCCUAUCCACACACGCGCGCACUGGUGAAAUGGAGAGAUGGUGUGAUAACAUUAGAAGGACGUUCAUUCAUUCGUCGUAUUUCCACUGGCUCGGCACUAGACGGCGAUCGAGUGAUAUAUCAGAAAGCCGAAGAACUCGAGACGGCUUACCGCGAGCGGCACGGGCUGGAGGAUCUCGUCGAUGACCACUACGAUGAUGAAGACAGCGAUAUAGGAGUCAGUCAUGGUAGAAGAUAUCGAAGCGAGCCUGCACGUUACUCAAGGUCAGUCAGGGCGAAGACUAGAAAUCACUUCCGCUAUGAUUCUAGUGAAGACAGUGACUCUGAAAGCGAUGCAGCCGCGCAGCCACACAACAGCCGGUACACGAGACACCGCAGUGAGCCCGAUCGCCGUCCAAUGAGGCGCACAGGCAAGGCAAAGUCGAAGACUGAAAAAGAUGACGCAUUGAUUAAGAAACUAGAAAGAGAGAUCCAGCGACUAAAGGUGGGAAGAUCGAAAUCCCCCGAAGAACGUCGAAGGUCGCAUGGUCGUGAGCGCACAAUUUGA